Molecule: messenger RNA, 1065 nt
Organism: Lates calcarifer (barramundi perch)
Lineage: Eukaryota; Metazoa; Chordata; Actinopteri; Centropomidae
Product: arrestin domain-containing protein 3-like
Exons: 6
Coding region: 1-1065 (354 amino acids)
Biological process (GO): protein transport
Cellular component (GO): cytoplasm; plasma membrane
Source: RefSeq, a predicted model, not a curated record
AUGUCUAAUAAUGUUAAGAGUAUUUCAGUGGGAUAUAAUCCUGUAAACAAAAGCAAAGUUUUCAGCAGCGGUGAUUAUAUAUCAGGACGGGUUACUUUAGAACUAGUGAAUGACUGCAAGAUAGAUUCACUGUGUGUAAAGCUGAAGGGAAAAGCAGAGGUCAAAUGGACUGAACAUUAUGGAAAAACAGUUGUUGUAUACCAUAACAAAGAGAAAUACUUCAGUAUCAAGCAAUUUAUCAUUCAGGAGAAACAAGGUAAUAAUACUGUUGGCCCAGGCUGCCAUGUCUACCCAUUCACCUUUCAGAUUCCAGAUCAAGAGCUGCCGUCCUCGUUCAAAGGCUCAAAUGGAAAGAUCCUGUACACACUGGAGGCAAACCUGAGCAGGUCCAUGAGACUAGACUGUAAAGCUAAGGCGGAGUUCACCGUCGUCCACAAAGCAAACCUGAAGAGCGAUCCGUUGCUGAUGACUCCACAGCACAGUUUCACUGAUAAGAAAAUGAAGCUCUUUACAUCAGGGACAGUAGGCAUGGAUGUAAAUAUUGAGCGAACAGGCUUCCACCAAGGGGAAGGCAUAAAGGUUGUGGCCUCCAUUCAGAACAAAUCAUCUCGUGACAUUAAGCCCAAGUACUGUUUGUAUAGGAAGUACAGCUACUUUGCAAAGGGGAAGAGGAAAGUCGAAACCAAAGACAUCCUGAAAGAGGUGGGUGAAGUCAUCCCACCUUCAGCGGAUCAGACUGUCACCAGGAUCAUCACCAUCCCCUCCACCACAUGUGUGUCCAUCUUGAACUGCAACAUCAUCAAAGCAGAGUACAGGCUCAGGGUCUAUCUGGAUGUUAAGUAUGCUUCAGACCCUGAGAUCAAGUUCCCCAUAGUCAUCCUGCCCGCUUCACAGGGUCCAGAUGAGGAGCAGCCAUUUGUUCCUCCUGCUUAUGGAUUUGAAGCAUUUGCAGGAGGGACCAGCUUCCAACAAAACCCAACAGCCUUUGGCCCUUCUGCUCCACCUCCACCCUAUGGUACAUAUGGAAUGUACCCCUCCUUGAGUGAUUUUAGUGGGAAAUCCUAG